AUGCCGCGCGUCGAGUUGACUGAGGAGGAACAACUGAACAUCCAAAACAAGGACCUCCUCUUUAAGAGGUUUGUUGAGCCCGGAAGGCUGUGCUUGAUUGAGUAUGGUCCCUAUGCAGGAAAGCUCUGCUUCAUCGUGGAUAUCGUGACGCUGACCCGAGUCAUUGUCGAUGGAGCCUUCCUCACAGGCGUUCCUCGAAUGGUUAUACCCCUGAAGAGGCUGAAACUGUUAAAGGAAAGAAUUAAGAUCAACAAGAAUUGCAAAACAGGAUUUCUGCAGAAGACCAUAAAAAGCACGAACAUUUUAGGAGAGUUUAAAAAGUCAAGUUUGGGUAAAAAAUUGACCAUUAAAAAGAAAAGAGAUUUGGCCACCGACUAUGAACGCUUCCAGAUAUACCAUGCCAAGAGGGAAUUGAAAAAGAAGAUGAACUUGCUGAAGAGCAAGAAGGACAGCAGCAACAAAGGAGACAAGAAGAAGAAAGCCAAGAAGGUUAAAAAGACGGUGAAGAAGUAA
Plasmodium fragile is the source of this 513-nucleotide messenger RNA. RefSeq lists its product as uncharacterized. Bases 1 to 513 code for a protein of 170 amino acids. Lineage: Eukaryota; Apicomplexa; Aconoidasida; Haemosporida; Plasmodiidae. Gene Ontology annotation, molecular function: structural constituent of ribosome; RNA binding. The record is from RefSeq and is a predicted model, not a curated record. The transcript is spliced from 3 exons. Gene Ontology annotation, biological process: ribosomal large subunit biogenesis; translation. Gene Ontology annotation, cellular component: ribosome; cytosolic large ribosomal subunit.